AUGAAAGUGAACACUUCAUACAACCUCGUUAUUAAAGUGAACCUUUUAUACGACCUCGUUAUUAAAGUGAACCCUUUAUACGACCUCGUUAAUAAAGUGAACCCUUUAUACGACCUCGUUAUUAAAGUGAACCCUUUAAACGACCUCGUUAUUAAAGUGAACCCUUUAUACGAUCUCGUUAUUAUAGUGAACCCUUUAUACGACCUCGUUAUUAAAGUGAACCCUUUAUACGACCUCGUUAUUAAAGUGAACCCUUUAUACGACCUCGUUAUUAAAGUGAACCCUUUAUACGACCUCGUUAUUAAAGUGAACCCUUUAAACGAUGUAGCAUUAGCACCAUUAGAAGCUUUCCGAUGUGACGGGACCAUUAACGAGAAUAGUUCAAAAGAAAUUAGAUCAUGCACAAUAACUGCCCUCCCCAAAGAUGCGUCUCAAUGUCAUCGAUUAAUAAUUUUACCUUCUAUUCUUCUGUCAACAGCCUUUCUGACGCGUGAAUGA
Messenger RNA from Lottia gigantea (owl limpet), 498 nucleotides. RefSeq lists its product as hypothetical. The record is from RefSeq and is a predicted model, not a curated record. Lineage: Eukaryota; Metazoa; Mollusca; Gastropoda; Lottiidae. The transcript is spliced from 2 exons. The coding region runs from base 1 to 498 and encodes 165 amino acids.